This is a messenger RNA of Lachancea sp. 'fantastica', 3246 nucleotides long. The record is from the annotation of a GenBank genome assembly. NCBI's taxonomy places the organism in Eukaryota, Fungi, Ascomycota, Saccharomycetes, Saccharomycetales, Saccharomycetaceae.
AUGUCGCAGGUUUACAAGUCGGAGCUCAAGGACCAGUUUGUGGAUGCAACUCUCGAGGAGCGUCGUCUUCACGAAAACAAGACCCACAAGAAGUACUGGCUGAAAUGGGGUCCCUACCUCAGUGAACGUGCUUGGGCAACGGUUCGCGAAGAUUACUCAUUAAGCGGUGACGCCUGGACGGACUUCCCGUUCGAGCAUGCAGCCGCCAGAGUCUUCAGAUGGGGCGAGGACGGAAUCUUUGGUGUCUCGGACAAUCACCAGCUUAUUUGCGCCAAUGUUGCCAUGUGGAACGGCCACGAUAAGAUUCUCAAAGAGCGGAUGUUCGGUGUAACUGGACCUCAGGGCAACCACGGCGAAGACGUCAAGGAACUAUAUUACUACGUUGAUAACACCCCAACUCACUCGUACAUGAAAGCGCUGUACAAGUACCCAUUUGCCAAGGCGUACCCUUACGAAGAGCUCGUGGCCAAGAACGGCGAGCGUGGCUACGAAGACCGUGAGUUUGAAGUUUACAACAUUGACGGUCUUUACACUAGCGAAGAACACGGCGAUACCCCUUAUUUCGACGUGGUGUUUGAAAUGGCAAAGGGUGAUGAUAAUCCCAACGAUUUGAACUUUAGAAUCACCGCAUACAACAGAAGUGACAAGCGUGCGGGGGAGCUUUACUUGAUGCCUCAAGUUCUCUUUCGUAAUAAUUGGGGUUGGUGUCGUAGCACUGCCGAUAAACCUGAACUUUCCAAAGGGGGGAGUAAUUAUAUCAAUUUGCAGUGCAAGAAAUAUGGGCACAGAACUGCAGUGUUUGCUCCAUCUCCAGGUGGAUUUGAUGACGAAGACGGUGAAAGCCAAGAUGUAGAGCCACAAUUGUUGUUCACGGAGAAUGAAUCGAAUUUGGAAAAACUGUUUGAUAGUGGGCCCAAUCCUGCACCUUUUGCCAAGGAUGCGUUUCACGAAUACAUUGUGGAACACAAUGAAGAAGCCGUCAACCCAAAAAACGUUGGCACCAAAAGUUGCGCUGUCUAUCAUUUUCCCAAAGUGCCCCCAGGCGAAUACGUCACCGUUAGAUACAAGCUUACUGAUAUUGAACUUCCCAAGUACAAUGACGAAUUGGUCAUUGACGAAGAAGAAUUCGAUGCGAUCUUCGAAAGACGUGAACAAGAGGCGGAUAACUUUUACUGGAAAAUCACUCCACUGCCUAUAAGUGACGAGCUCAGACGUGUACAGAGACAAGCAUUUGCUGGUCUUUUGUGGUCCAAACAAUUUUACCACUUUAUUCAAGAACAAUGGCACAAUGGUGACCCUAAUGUUAAACCUCGUCCUCCUCCAAACAGAGCUAACGGCAGAAAUAAAGAUUGGAAGCACAUGUACAUUGAUGAUAUUUUAUCUUUGCCUGAUAAAUGGGAGUAUCCUUUUUUUGCGUCUUGGGAUACAGCAUUUCAUUGUAUACCAUUGGCCAUGGUUGAUCCCGAAUUUGCCAAGAGACAGUUGGACCUCAUGACCAGAGAAUGGUAUAUGCAUCCAAACGGCCAAAUGCCUGCUUAUGAAUGGAAUUUCGGCGAUGUCAACCCACCGGUUCACGCUUGGGCUGUUUAUCGUGUCUUCAAGAUCGAAAGAAAUAUGUAUAAGCGCGAAGACCGGGUAUUCCUGGAGCGAGUGUUCCAAAAACUGCUAUUGAACUUCACUUGGUGGGUGAAUCGAAAAGAUUCCAAUGGCCAAAACAUUUUUGAGGGUGGAUUCUUAGGAUUGGACAACAUUGGAGUUUUUAAUAGGUCGGAACCUUUACCCACAGGCGGUGUAUUAGAGCAAGCAGAUUCUACAGGUUGGAUGGCAUUUUUCAGUUUACAAAUGCUAAACAUUGCGUUGGAGCUGGCCAAAGAAAACCCUGUUUACGAGGAUAUUGCGUCCAAGUUUUUCGAACAUUUCAUUCUGAUCAGCGAUGCCAUGUCCUUCGACUACACGAAGAACAGAGAGGGCGAAGAGUUCCAUGAAGAGGUGAAAGAGUCUCUCUGGAACGAAGAGGAUGAAUUUUACUAUGAUGCUAUCUCGUGGGGAGGUCCCUUUAGACAACAACUUCCUAUAAGAUCUUUGGUUGGUUUGAUUCCAUUGUAUGCUUGUAUGACUUUGGAGCCCCAAAUUCUGGACAAAUUUCCGAGCUUCAAGAAACGCCUAGACUGGUUCGUCAACAACAAGCCUGAGAUUUUUGGAAGGAACAUUGCUUCUAUGCAAAAAAGAGGAGUGGGCGAAAGAUUGCUUUUGUCAUUAGUUACCAAAGAGAGGCUAGAAGCGAUUUUGAGACGUAUGCUUGACGAAAGCGAGUUUCUGUCUGAUUUUGGUGUCAGGUCUCUGUCGAAAUAUCACGAGGAACACCCUUUCUCUAUGGAUGUCAACGGAACCCAGUACACUGUCAAGUACCUUCCUGGCGAAUCAGAUUCAGGGAUGUUUGGCGGCAACUCAAACUGGCGUGGACCUAUCUGGUUUCCUGUCAACUUUCUCUUGAUCGAAUCUUUGCAGAGAUUCUUUCUCUAUUACGGACCUGAUUUCAAAGUGGAGUGUCCUGUUGGUUCCGGUAUCAUGUUAAACUUGGCGGAGGUUGCUGAGGAGUUAGAACAUAGGCUGAUUCAUCUGUUUAUGCCAGACGAGAAUGGCGUACGUGCUGUUUACGAUGGCGAAAGUGCCAACAUGCUGUCCGAAGAUGAGCAUUUCAAAGAUCUCAUUCCCUUCUUCGAGUAUUUCGAUGGAGACAGUGGGAGGGGUCUUGGGGCUUCUCACCAAUGUGGCUGGACCGCUUUGGUGGCUAAGUGGAUUCAUGAUGCCGGCGUUUCAUGUCUCCGCCUGCCUAGGAGUUCAAGAAACUCAAACUCUGCCGCUGCCAGUGUUUCAUCUCGUGCUUCUUCGCCAACAAGGCCAGGCCUUGGUCGGAUGGCUAGGCGCAAGAGUGCGAAAUCCUUGGUCAAUUUGACAAGUACUUUGCUGGACCUGACCGAAGAAGAAAAAAGGUUGCAUAGGCUUGGCAACGUCCGGAAUCGGUCUGCUUCACGUGGAGCUGCUCAGAGGGCAGAAGAACCACUUCCAGCGGAUUCCGUUAACAGAGAAGUGGAUGAAAAGGGUUCCAAAGCUCCAACCACUCAUGACUCUGAAGCUGCCAUCAUUGAUGAUUUGAAGGAUAAGUUGUCACACUUUAACAUUGAAGACGCCGCCGAGGAGAGAGCAGAUGAAGAAGAGCUCUUGAACACUCGUGAUGAAGCGUGA